UGCUGUACAGACUGCUGCUGGCUAGGUCGCUCUUCUCUCCCAAUGGAUAAGAAGCUGGAUAUCUUCAGGAGGGAGUUAGUGGAUGUUCACGGUAUUCCUCUCUUCUGGAGCAUUGCUGAGCAGUGGUCCCAAGUGGAGUCAUUUGAGGCCCGACCUGAUGAUCUUUUGAUCUCGACCUAUCCCAAAUCUGGGACAACCUGGAUCAGUGAAAUAUUGGAUUUGAUCUAUAACAAUGGGGAUGCAGAAAAGUGUAAACGGGAUGCAAUCUACAAACGAGUUCCUUUCAUGGAGCUUAUAAUUCCUGGAUUGUCAAAUGGUGUUGAACUGUUGAAAAACAUGCAUUCUCCUCGACUGGUGAAAACUCACCUACCUGUUCAACUUCUUCCUUCCUCAUUUUGGAAAAAUGACUGCAAGAUGGUCUAUGUGGCACGGAAUGCCAAAGAUGUGGCUGUUUCUUACUAUUAUUUCUACCAAAUGGCAAAAAUUCACCCAGAGCCUGGUACCUGGGAGGAGUUCCUUGAUAAAUUCAUGGCUGGGCAAGUGGGUUUUGGCUCCUGGUAUGAUCAUGUGAAGGGCUGGUGGGAAAAAAGAAAUGAUUAUCGUAUCCUUUAUCUGUUUUAUGAAGAUAUGAAAGAAGAUCCAAAGUAUGAAAUUCAAAAAUUAUUAAAGUUUCUAGAGAAAGACAUGCCAGAAGAAAUUGUAAAUAAAAUUCUCUACCAUAGCUCUUUCAAUGUAAUGAAGGAGAAUCCUAAUGCAAAUUACACCACUAUGAAGAAAGAGGAGAUGGACCAUGCUGUGUCUCCAUUCAUGAGAAAAGGCAUUUCAGGUGAUUGGAAGAAUCAGUUUACUGUAGCCCAGUAUGAGAAAUUUGAAGAUGAUUAUGUCAAGAAAAUGAAAGAGUCAACACUUAAGUUUAGAUCAGAGAUCUAGGGGGUAUUUGCUUCUUAAUCUCCUUUGGCUGGCACUAAAAUUAGAGGGGGGAAGGCUCAUUCAUGGAUUAGUGAAAUAAAAUGUUGCAUAUGAUUUUUCUGUAUUUACAUGGCCUACAGACCAAACUUACCAAUAACAAGCAAUAAUUCUCUCCUAGUUCUCUUUCUUAUAGAUAGGUUCAUGCAGUAGUUUUCACCCCACUUUCUGUUAACCAAAGAAUAGAAUUUUAAGAGUCCUUAUAACAUGGCAUGUUUCCAGUUUCUGUUACUUAUAGCUUUCUGAUUCUCUGCACAUGGUCUUCUGUCUCUUAGGACAUAGGUUUUUAAAUGAGGUGGUUUCUCUCCAGGGUUAGGACACCCUCUAGACCAAGGCUACAUGUCAUCAACUCUAAUUCUUCAAUUUAAUCUGUUGUUAUUUUAGAUAUUAAUAUAUCAUGUCUUUAACAUUGCCAAAUUAUCCAAAUUUUUAAUGUUGGGAUCUCCUCUUUCAUCUUAGGGUUAGUUUAGAAAUAUUACAUUUAAAUAAACUAAUCAGUAGUGCAUAUUUUACAGGAUUUAAAGCAAGGGAAAUUAGAGAACUAAUUAUUUUUAUUCUUCAUGUCAUUUACUGAACAUAUUGUGAAAUUUAUUGCAGAAAAUAUUGAGGUUUGUUCAAAAUCCAGAUGGCUACUCUGGGGUCCAAUUUUAUCCAUUAGCAUCACUUCUGAGAUGAAAACUCUGUACAAUUAAUUACUUUCAGUAGCCCUCUUCUUGAAUGGCUUUUGAAUCACAUUGGGGGUCAUUUUGCUAUUGUUCCUUCUGAAAUUAACCAUUCCUAAGUGAGAUAAAUACUCAUUUUUGAACUAUCAAGAGAUAAGAAUUUAAGAUACUUUAAGAUUUGUCUCCAGGAACUAAUGCUUAGUAAAGUAGGGAAACUGAAAGGUAGAUGAAUAAAGUACUGUAUGAUUCCA
This is a messenger RNA of Cricetulus griseus (Chinese hamster), 1879 nucleotides long. The record is from RefSeq and is a predicted model, not a curated record. Lineage: Eukaryota; Metazoa; Chordata; Mammalia; Rodentia; Cricetidae.